AAAACGACCAUAUUAUGAUUCAGAUUAUGGAGCUUCAUCAUUAUUUGAGUGUAAAGAAGAGCUUGAUACAAGUCUAUCUGCUACAAACCGGCCUGCUAGAAACCACCUUGCCAGAAACUGUUCUGCUAUCAGCCAGUCUGCUACAAGCAAUUCUGUCGAAAACCUGUCUGCUUCAAGUCAGCCUGCUACGAGCCAUCUUUCUAGAAAUCAGCCUGCUACAAGUCAGCCUGCUACAAGCCAUCACUCAAGAAACCAACCUGUUACAAGUCAGCCUGCUACAAGCCAUCCUUCAAGAAACCAGCCUGCUACAGGUCAGUCUGCUACAACUCAGUCUGAUACUAUUACUAGCCAAUCUGCAACAGAUCAGCCUGCCAUAAGCCAACCUGUCCUAAGCCAAUCUGAAGGUAUUAGUUAAAAAAAUUUAUUCAUGCCCAUUCA
Anneissia japonica is the source of this 438-nucleotide messenger RNA. RefSeq lists its product as uncharacterized. The record is from RefSeq and is a predicted model, not a curated record. The coding region runs from base 15 to 377 and encodes 120 amino acids. Lineage: Eukaryota; Metazoa; Echinodermata; Crinoidea; Comatulida; Comatulidae. The transcript is spliced from 2 exons.